Phytophthora nicotianae INRA-310 is the source of this 496-nucleotide messenger RNA. RefSeq lists its product as hypothetical. The record is from RefSeq and is a predicted model, not a curated record. The transcript has a single exon. NCBI's taxonomy places the organism in Eukaryota, Oomycota, Peronosporomycetes, Peronosporales, Peronosporaceae. Gene Ontology annotation, cellular component: extracellular region. Bases 71 to 445 code for a protein of 124 amino acids.
CUCGCACCAACAAAAACUCAACCAAAUAACUAACUCCUACGUUGACCCCCCCCCCCCUCGAAAAAUUAACAUGAAGACCACUACCAUCGCCAUCACUGUUGCCACUGCUCUCGCUAUCUCCACACCCACCCUCGUCAAAGCCGAGACCUGCGGUACUAUGACUCUCGUCUUUAAAUUGCUCCCGCUACUAUCUGACGCCAAGACGUGCGCCGACGAUACGGGAUACACCAUCUACCCAUUCACCGGCAAGCCCACAGAGCAGCAGAUGCCAGCAAUUUGUGCCAACCCGACGUGUACGGGUGUGUUGCAAGAUGCCAUCGACAGCGACCUGCCGGACUGCACGAUCGACUUUGAGGCAACGCAGCUGAACGUGCGAACGGAAUUGACAGCAUACGCCACGCGAUGUGGAGUGUCCGAGUCGCGCAAGAAGAUGCUGCGUGCAUAAGAAUCAGUAAUAGCAGCUACAGAUUGAUACAAUAAACACAACUUGGCUAGA